AUGUCAGUGAUACAGCUAUUUUCUAUUGCUGUGCUGGUGGGUCUUCUGAUUCUGCACUUUCUGAGACGGCUUUGGUCGCGGAAACGCUACCCUCCCGGGCCAUUUCCUCUUCCCGUCUUUGGGGGCAUCUGGAGGAUUGCGAUCAGGCUUUAUCAAGACACUCUCACUAAGCCCACAAAGGAAUCCGGAAAAACAGAACAACUCGCAAGACACUUCCUUCAGGUGGCAACCUUUGGCAAGGAUGUCUUUUCGCCUGUGCAUAUCGGGAAGCAGCAGAAGCAGAUCGGACAGGCCACCCUGCAGCAGCUGGGGAGGGGGAAGAAAAGCGUUGAACACCAGAUAGGAGAGGAAGCUCAUCGCCUUGCAGACAUCUUUGCACAAGCCAAGGGGGAGCCCCUGGAUCCUUUGCCACCCAUCAUUAGCGCCGUCUCCAGUAUGGUGUGUGCCACGGCUUUUGCACGUCAGUAUUCCAUCAAAGACGAACAUUUCCGGAAACUGACUGAAGAACUUGAACGGGCCUUAAAAUCCGGAGGCAGCUUCAUUUAUGCACUGAAGAGAAUGUUCCCAUUGGUCAUGAGUUGUCUCCGAGGGCCACAGAAGAAAGCAUUGUUGGCAAGGGAGUUUGUGCUUUCACUUAUAAAGAAGGAGAUAAAGAAGCAUAAGGAACAUCGCCAGCCUCAUGAGCCACAGGAUUUCAUUGACUUUUAUCUCCUUAAGAUGGCGGAAAGGAAAAGUGAUGUCACCUCCACUUACAAUGAGGAGAACCUGGCUGAAUGUAUCCUGGACUUCUUUAUCACAGGGGUGGAGACCACUGCCACUACUCUGCAGUGGGCAUUGCUUCUCAUGGCAACUUAUCCAGAUAUCCAAGAUAAAGUCUACAAGGAGAUGGAAGAUGUUUUUGGUCCAUCUCAGGUUUUCUCCCACCAAGACUGGCACAAAUUGCCUUACACAAGCGCCGUCAUCCAUGAGAUCCUACGUGUCAAAUACGCCUUCCUAUUCAGGAUCGUCCGACAAUGGGCAAGAGAUGUGAAUAUCCUUGGUUUUCUCAUUCCCAAGGGUACGUUUAUCAAUCCAAACCUGAAUUCCAUUCUUCUUGAUCCAAAGCAAUGGAAGACACCAGAAGAAUUCAACCCAAAUCAUUUUUUGGACACGGAUGCUAAAUUUGUAGCUAGAAAAGAAUUUCUUUUGUUUGGAGCGGGUAACUCUGUGAGUUUGGAAGAGCAUUUGGCAAGAGCUGAAUUUUUUGCCUUCUUCACCACUCUGCUACGGGCAUUCCGUUUCCAGCUGCCAGGAGAAGUGACAAAACAUCACCAAAAAGCUAGAGUUGAACUGACCACAUAUCCCCAUUCUUAUGAGCUUUGUGCUGUUCCUCGUGGCAAUUCAUCACAAACUAGUAAAACCCAGUAGGUGCUAAGGCAGAACCAAGAAUCAACCAGAGG
Pogona vitticeps (central bearded dragon) is the source of this 1439-nucleotide messenger RNA. The record is from RefSeq and is a predicted model, not a curated record. Lineage: Eukaryota; Metazoa; Chordata; Lepidosauria; Squamata; Agamidae.